GAUGACGUCAGAGCGGAGCAGCGUUUCCUGGUUACAGUAGAGAUAACCAGCUAGCAGCUAGCUCGCCUCCUCCUCUCUCCGCUUGUUGGUGUUCCUCCUCCGCUCAGCGGGGUUCCGCCUCGGUGUCUUUCCCCCGCCUCGGUGUCUUUCAGUCAGUGACAGACGGACGCUCACAUCAAGACGUUCACCGUUUACCCCUCCGGGAUGUCUUUCCUGGAGAAGCCGUCCCCCGGCAGGCUACUGCUGGACGACACCGUACCCCUGACGGCGGUGAUCGAAGCCAGCCAGCUCCUGCAGUCCCACACGGAGUACAUCAUCCGAGUCCAGAGGGGCGUGUCUACAGAGAAUAGCUGGCAGGUGAUUCGCCGUUACAGCGACUUUGAUGUUCUCAACACUAGCCUGAUGGUGUGUGGCAUCAGUCUCCCUCUUCCUCCCAAGAAGCUAAUCGGAAACAUGGACAGGGAGUUCAUAGCAGAGAGGCAAAGAGGAUUGCAGACCUAUCUGGACUCAAUUACCCAGCACCCCCUCCUCUCCAGCUCCCUCACUGUCAAGAAGUUCUUGGACCCCAACAACUACUCUGCGAACUACACAGAGAUUGCCCUGCAGCAGGUCUCCAUGUUCUUCAGGUCGGACCCAAAGUGGGAGGUCCUGGAGCCCCUUAAAGACAUGGGCUGGAGGAUCAGGAAGAAAUAUUUUUUAAUCAAAAACAAAGAGCAGUCCAAGGAGAGGUAUCUGCUGAGCUGGGUGGACCUGGGUCCUGAUAAGUUCCUAUCAGACAAAGACCUGCAGUCAGCCAUGAAGCUGCUAACCAGCCUCUCUACUCCGUAUCUCUGUCCACUGCUGUUCUCCAGCACCAGUGAGUCUUCAGCUCUGCUCAUCCGGCCGUUCAGUGAGAGAGGCUCUCUGAGAGACCACAUCUGUAAGGUCAAACCCAGAGAGAGUUACCUGAAGAAGUACUGUAACCCGAAGAAGAGUCAGGGCCUCGAACUGCAGCACAUCAAACUGUACGGCCGUCAGAUCCUGGAGGGCCUGAAGCUCCUCCAUGAUAGCGGAGUGUUUUUCGGUCACCUACAUGCGUCCAACGUAAUGGUGGAUGAUGGCGUGUGUCGACUGAUGGACAUAGAGAACGGCAUGCUGGGAGUUCCCUCAGCGCUGCGACCUGCCUUCACUCAGCUCAGGAAGAUCAACUCCACAGAGAGCAUCGACAUCUUCUGCUUUGGACAUUUACUGUACGAGAUGACAUACGGCCGUCCACCAGACAGUGUCCCCAUCGAUCAGUACCCCACUGUCCCCUACACUGCUGUGGUGUCAGUGCUGCAGUCCAUUCUGUCCACAGAAGCCUGUAAGAGUGGGAUGCCGACGGUGUCAGCGCUCAUGCAAACACCGCUGUUUAGUGACGUCCAUCUCCAACACUCAGAAAAACUCCAGAUCAAGGUUCCCAGCCGGCUAAAAGAGGCACUGAAGACGGCGAAGGAGAGUCUGGAGAGGAGGCUGCAGGAGGAGCAGAGAGUGCUCCACCAGCACAAGAGACUGACCAGAGCUCAGUCUCACCACGGCUCAGAGGAGGAAAAGAAGAGGAGGAAGAUUCUGGCGAGGAAGAAGUCCAGACAGUCGGCGUAUGAAAAUGAAGAAGACGUCUCUGUCAGAAACAACAAUAACUCUGGUUCUGGAGCCAGUUCUCCUCCCACAUGCCCCUCCUCUCCCACCCCCCCAUCCACCACAGGAGCUCCUCCCCCUCCUCCGCCUCCUCCCCCUCCUAUGCUGGACUCCUCCUGUCGUCGUCCUCCUCCUCCUCCUCUGUCCUCCUCUGAUGGAGUGGGAGGAGGUCGCAGCGCCUUGCUGAGCUCCAUCCAGACCUUCAGUAAGGGCAAACUGAAGAAGGCAGAGACCGUCGACCACAGCAAACCCAUCAUCUGACCCCGGCCCAACCACAACGUAGGAAAACUAUCACUAAGGCAACGCGACUCGCUGGUUCUGCACUGUGGUAUGGGCUGGUUCACAUCAUCACUUCUUGCGAUGUGAAAAGGAAUCACUAACAAACAAAAAUCCAAGUACCAUUUUAGUUUUUAUUGCUUUUCCUGCUUUUAAUUUUUUUUAAAUCUGUUGCUGUGGUUAGAGGAGUGGAGGAUAGACGGGACCUGCUGCUUCAGCAGACAGCCAGAUGGCUUUUUUUCUGCUCUUUGGUCUUGUAAAAGUGGCAGUUGAACGUUUGAAAUUUGGACUUUCGGAAGCCACUGUGGAUGCUUCAUCCCACUGGAUGAUGAGCAAACUCUGUUAUGGCGCUGUACUGAAACUAGUCCUGGAGCAUCAACCUCAAGCUUUCCCUCUUUGAAUUCAUCUCUGAACUUUGACAUGUAGCCUUCAGGCUCUACUGGGACUGUUUCACUGCAGGAUGACAGUGACAAAGAAACAACUCCAGAAAAUCAAUAGAGCUAUACUGAAAAACAGUGAUCAUCAAUAAGUUAUUUCUCUGUAUAAUUAAGUCCAAAAACAAUUUUCUUGAAAAAAGUGAAAAUUUAAAUUCCUCAGUUUAAGAAUUUUCUGGGGAUGUCUGCAUCAAAGCAGGAUAACUCAUUGCUCUAGAGUUUGAAUUACAGAUUUAUUUUCACUUGUUUUAAGAAAAUAAGACUCAAAUUUCAGACACAAAUGACUUGAUAAAGAGGGAUAUUUGUUGAAAUGCGUCCAUCUGUAAACUUAACCGCAGUCCACGUAAGAUUGUGAGACUUCCAAACAUGUGAGAGCAAACAGUUUGCACGAGUGCAACAUCAAGAACAGCACAUAAUCCUACAAAGCAGCUAAUCACAACGCUAUAAACAAAGUGUGUCUCCAUCCAUCUUUUGUUUUUUGUUUUUUUUUUGCACAUAAAGAACUGAGUGGAAACGCUGAAGAUUGCUAGAAAAUGAGUACUCUUGGCUAAAGUGCCAAGUAAAUCUGACGUACAUGAGGCAUGUGGCAGCUGAAGAAUUGGCACCACCAACUGGGUUAAUCUUGAGGCUCCCAAAUUGAUUUGCAUUUUCUUUUGCCAAUUUUCUCAAUUUAUUUGUGCUAAAUCUGGAUGAUUCGGCUAUAUCAGAUGUAAACAAUCACAAUAUAAAUUCUGGUAUCCUCAUCCUGAAUUUUUCUUUUCACUUAUGUCCUGAUCGGACUGGAGGGUACAAAACUGCUGGAAAACUGAGAUGCACAAAACUUUUCCACCGUCCCUCUCUACAGCGAAACGAUCGUCAACGUCCUGUCACUUCUGCCUCACAUUAUUAGGAGCAUACCAUCCGACGUGUGUUGAACUUUGGCUGCUAAACGUGGCAGAAAAAAAAGCAUGCAGCUUGCCACUCUGGGUACAGCUGCUCUUUGCACUUUCGGUGUGAAAGCCUGUAAGAGAUACAGAUACUAGUCAGAUGUCUGUACUGUCGCAGAUCAGAGCAACGUGGAUCUACAGCGACGAGCUCAGCUCUGAUUGUAUUUAGGGUCUGAAAUAAAUCUGAAGUAAUUUUUUCUCUCUACCAGCUUAUGUGGCAUGAGAUGAAAAGACAACAUCAUUACUGAUUUGUAAGAUUUUGAUGAUUUUGCUCCUUUGCACCAGAAUAAAACUUUAUUAUUCCACAUGCAUGACCCACACUGCUGCUUUCGCAUGUUUGGGUCCAUCAACUUCAAAUCACAUCACUGCUGAUCACAUCCUUCCAGGCAGCCGCUAGUGUCAUUCUGAAAAUCAACAGAACAGUCAACAUCUAGUUACCUUUAGUUUUACUGAACAUAAUUUAAUUCACUCAAAGUUGCUUGCAGGGUCUGUAAUGAACAAUCGUUAUAAUCGACAAUCAUUGUAAUCUGUUGAGCAGCAACUUCUCGUAAUGCAACAGAUGACCACCUUCAAUUUCUGCAUGUCAUAGCCUCCAUCUUCACUCAUUCUUCUCGCUCUGAUUCAGUUUUGUCAGCUGGUGUUUAGAUCUAACCCCUAAACAAUGAAGACUCAAAUCAGCACUCAAGGAUCUCCAAGUCAAACCUUGAGUAAUCAUGAGCCACGGUAAGGUGUAUUGAUGAAAGUACGGCCAUAAGAUUUGCAAACAGCUCGACUCAUUAACAGGAUUAUAUGUCAGAGUAUCAUUAACAGCAUCACCAAGGAAUGAUUUUGAAACAGUCCUUGCUCACAGAUGAUAAAGUAAUUUAUAUGAAAUGUAUCUCUCUGCUAAAAGUUUCACACCUUUCAUAGAAGUGACCUGAAGUUGUUGGUAGCCUGGAAAGACUGACAUCAGUCAGAGAAUGUGUGCUGAAUCUGCAGUCACUUUUAACUUUGUUCCACUGAACUCAGUUUACCGUUGAAGGUUCAUUUCAGACCCUUAUUGUGCUUAUCCCUGUUUAUUUUUUUAAUUUUUUUUUUUGCUUUUUGUUUUAAUUCUGUUGUAUUUUAAUGUUUGCUGUCAUCGCAGAGCUUAGAUAUGUUUUAUGUUAUUGUGCCAUAUGGAACUUUGUGCCUACGGGAAUCUGAAUGUCUCUUUUUUUUGUUUAAAAUAUUGUAUGUGUCAAUAUCUGUAACCACAUCGUAGAUAUAUAGAUAUAUAUAUAUAUAUAAAGCUCUGUCUGAUGAAGAUAUUAACACUUUAGCACACAGGGUGUUAUUACUGGCAGAAGAGUUUGUGUAGAUCAGAGCAACAUCCUUAAAUAAAUAACUAAUAUUUAUUUUCAAAUAUCAAAAUGUCAGAACAUAACCAGAUAUUUAAAGGCAAACUGUUUAAAGAUAUUAAGUUUACAAUGAUGUAAAGCAGCGAAUCCUGACAUUAAACAAGAUGAAACAAAGGCUUCAAAUGACCAAUCAAUUAUCAGAUUAACAGUUUUUUUUCUGCCAUUCAACUAAUCAUUAAUUAAUCAAUUAACCCUAACUACUUUUAACGAUUGAUUUGGUAUGAUCCGAAAUAAUCAAACCCUUAAAGUUUAAAUUGGGAUUAAAUGUCAGAUUCAUGGGUUUUGGUUUCCUCGUAAAUAUGUACUGUUCUUCUCUCUAUGCUGUCUAUUUAGUAGCUUUUCUGGAGCUUUUGGUUGUAUCACAUGAACUUCCUCAGUAGACUGAGUUCUGUCUUGUUGUCAUGGGAUUAUACAGAUUCAAAUUUCUAUUUUUCAUGGCGAAAGCAACUGGGCAACUCCAUUUGCUGAGGAUGAUGGUGUGAUACAAUAGAAAGCUCUGGAACAACUACUAAAUGGACCUUUGUGAAGCCUUGCAACACUCUAAAGUCACUCACUGGCUGUAGCCUUAUGUGUAGCAGACGGAUAUGAGAGAGAUAUCAAUUGUCAAAUUAUUCCUUUAAAAGUGGGUGUGAGCUACCAUGGACUCUCAGGUUAGAAACGCAACACCAUAAGUAUCUACUUUACUCGUUAACAGACAUAACAGAGGAGCAGCAGUAAGCUGUAAUUAAUCUGCACAGUUAAAGUUUUCUGUCACGCAAGUUUUGUGCCUCAGUUGUCACUUCCUGACUUUUGCAUUAAUCCUUCUCACCUGUGAUUACCUGACAUCCUGUGUGCUAAAGUGUUAGCCUCUGUGGACGGACAGAGCUGCUAUUGGAGCAGAUUGACUCCUGAUGACUCUGAUCACCACAAUCCAAGUUUCAGCACUCGGAGCGUGUUUUUAAAAGACCGCCCAAUGCUAAAAUCGUUUGUUUUUUGUUAUUCAGUGCAAUCCGGUCCAAUGUGAUGGUCUUCACGUAUUGAAUGGUCCUUAAAUUGUGUCAGAAUGUUUCUCUGCAGCACUUUACCCACGAGGGGCGGAGGACAAGUCCUGAGGUGCGUUCAGAGUCCCAGAGAUGGUGGAUGCUGGAUUAAAAGUUAAUUGGUAUAAAAAUCACUCUUCACUCUCCAGGUCAUUUACAGUUACCACACACUACAUGCAUCAAAUGUUUUGACCCAGUGUCACCCUUAGAUACAAAUGUCCUGUUUACAUUUAAUGAAUAUUAAUGUAACAUCAAAUGAAUAUUUGAUUAAAAAUUGAGUAAAAAU
This is a messenger RNA of Larimichthys crocea (large yellow croaker), 5976 nucleotides long. It is a transcript of the gene pxk, whose product is annotated as PX domain containing serine/threonine kinase. Gene Ontology annotation, biological process: protein phosphorylation; endosome to lysosome transport; negative regulation of ATP-dependent activity. Gene Ontology annotation, cellular component: plasma membrane; early endosome; late endosome. The transcript is spliced from 18 exons. The record is from RefSeq and is a predicted model, not a curated record. Lineage: Eukaryota; Metazoa; Chordata; Actinopteri; Sciaenidae. Gene Ontology annotation, molecular function: ATP binding; protein kinase activity; actin binding. Bases 205 to 1917 code for a protein of 570 amino acids.